AUGAUAACCUUUUCAAUCAUCUAUGUGUUGUUGAACCUACUUCUUUACUGUGGGGUUUUUUUUAAACUUUACGAAUGGGCCUAUCCUGUUGCCAAAUCAUUUAUUGCUCAUCCAUUUCUGGUUAAAGAAAUCGUCACUUUUUUUUACCAAGAAUUCAUCUCCUGGAUUAAAUCUAGUCUUAAAGAUUUGGCUAUCAAGUGUAUACCUUCUCUCUGGUUGCUCAUGUGUGCAAUGAGAUGGGUCGAAGUUAGUGUAUCCAAAAUUCUUACUGUAAACGUUGUGGUGAUCAAAGUCUUGAAGUUCGCCUUUUUCCCUCUUUGGAUUCUGAAGAUAGUCUUUUUGGUUGUCCUUUCUCCUUUUGCUCGUCUGAUUAUCAAAACAAUUGAAUAUACUAUUGGGAUGCCUAUCAUUGCCACUGCUGAUACUCAGGUCUCUUUAAUUCCUCGCUCUUUCACUAGACGUUUUACUGACGUAGCACCUGCUGGUUCUACUUCUUAUUUUGAUAGAGUGUACACUUGGGUUCGUUCUUUAGUCCAAGGUGGUGAUAUGCAAGCUGGCUCAGAAGAAUCCCAUGCAAAUACUGUUGAAACUAACCCUUCUGAAACUAACCCUGUUAGACCCCUCUAUCUUGCACCAAACUUAGGCGAAGAUACUGAAUUUGUACAAAAUACGAUUAUGACACUACUAACUUGGAUAGAACAACAAAAAUUACCUAGACUAGAAAACUUAGCCGAUCGUGAUGGCGAUGCAAUCAGUCACUGGUUUCAAUUUCAAUCUCCUGAACUUCUUUGCAGAGGUGUUUUGACAGAACUGUUUUCGGUACACCGUGAUACUCGUUUGGAGAAAAUGCUUGAAUUUUUUGCAACAGAUACUGAGUCUAGAGAUCUUGCUAUUGCUAUUGCUACUCUUUUAUUGAUUUCUUUUGAUAUUAAAAUGCCAUUGCCUGUUAGAUUAAUUGUUGGACAUCAGGUACCUAACGUACCACGUAGACCGUUCGAGAGAUUUGUCGAGAAUAUGGCAGAUACUCUUCAGUCAUCCCGAAGCACACUCAUGUGUGAUUUCAUGUUGGCGAACCUCACUGAUAGUACUAUUGCAGCGGAGAUUGUGAACAAGCAAUGGACCGACAAAAAUUCCACUAGUAACAAGAAAAAACCUGUGCCUGCUUUUAUCACUGAAUUUAUUGAGCAACCCUUUAUUGUGUCUGAUCCCAAGCCUUCCAAAUUUCGUUUUUUAAAACGUGCACUAUUUUGGUUCAAGCGUACAUUUACCAAAGCCGGACUUGCGCAAGAUGCCGAACUUAAAUUCCUUCGCUUAUAUGCCGAUAAGACUCUCAAAGAUCUUCAUGAACUUCAAGAACUCUUUUGGUUUCAGCCUGGUCAACAUCCUCGUCUUAUCGCUACGCCUUCUUCUUCUUUACGUGCUAGUAGUAUGGACACAGAAGACUAUGAGGUUGAACAUUAUAAUCUCGUUCAUGAAAUUUUGGAGGAUGUACCGUCUACGCCGACAGAAAUUCCUGAUAUUCCUCCCGAGAGACAAGUAAAUCAUAAUGAACUAAGGGACCUUAUAGACGCUGGUCCUGACGUUGAUAUUAGAAGACUUGAUCGUAGUUAUUAUGCCCAACGCCUGCUUCGUGCAGGACAACGAUUGACACAUCCAAAAUAUGAUUCAAAUGACAUGACUGUCAAAGGUGAAGUUAUAGGAAGUCCAUUUUCCUCAUUGCGAAAUAUCAAUCUGUCAGGUACUUAUACACCUGAAAUCAAUAAUGAAAGGCCCCCUAUUCAAUACCAGCAAUAUCCCGCUCGCUUAAUUGAACCAGCAGCUGGAUGUACUUGGGAGUGGGAAAGUGAAAUUGCUCUAUAUGGUAGUAAUCAUGGUAGCGAAGAAGGUGAGCGUGGCUCUGAUGGCGAAGACAAUGAGCGUAGAUCUGGUAGUGAAAAAAAUGAAUCUGGUUCCGAUAAGGAAAACAAUUCUCAAGGAAAUUUAGCUAUGAUUGAAGCUGAAGAGACAGACAUACCAGCAAGAACUAUUCGUUUACGUAGUUUCUCUUGGCCUAUGGUCUCUAGUGGGUCUCAAAUUCUGCCAAGAACCAAUCGUCAACCUUCGGAAGAUAUCGUGCCUGGUAUGAGCGAUGAUGCAAUUCUGAUGGCUAUUCUUCGUGAUGACGAUGACGAGUAUGUAAAUGACCCUAAUAAUCCAAUUACCUCUGAUUUAAUUGCAAGCAUGUAUCACCGUAAUUCUUAUGUUUCUACUUAUGCCCAAAGCAUCAUUUAUGGUUCGUUCGAAGCAGAUUUUCAUAGGUCAUGUUCCAGCGCUGGCUCAGAGUAUUUUGAUAACAACGGAUUUCCUAUUGACAAAGACGGCAUUUUCAGAGAAAAGCUGGAUGAUUACAUCUCUGAGCGCUAUAAUAAUCUUGCUACAAUUACAGAGGCUGACGACGAUCAAAUUACCCAGGAAGGUGGUGAGCAACUUUCUGAGCAAGAACAGGAAAAUCUUACUGAAUUAAUUACCAAUGACAACUCAGAGAAUGACAACAAUAAUGCAUUAGAUCCUGGGUCUAAUAGUAAUGACCACAGUAGCAUGGAUGGUUUAUUGGGUACUGAAAAUAUAGAGCGAAUUCAAGAUAUCACUUUCGAUUUUCCCUCUCUGACUGAAGGUAAUUUAUCAGGUCCAACAUCACAGAAUCUUAAUCCUGGUGUUCAAAAUAUUUUGGAUGAUUUAUCUGAUGACAAUGUUGAUGAAGAGCUAGCCCAAAGUACUAUCGUUACUCCCCUCGAACAAACUCAAGAUAUUGCCCUGACCCCACCUGUUCUUGGUGUUCAAAAUAUUUUGGAUGAUUUAACUGAUGAUAAUGUUGAUGAAGAGCUAGUCCAAAGUACUAUUGUUAAUCCCCCUGAACAAACUCAAGAUAUUGCCCUGACCCCACCUGUUCUUGGUGUUCAAAAUAUUUUGGAUGAUUUAUCUGAUGACAAUGUUGAUGAAGAGCUAGCCCAAAGUACUAUUGUUACUCCCCCCGAACAAACUCAAGAUAUUGCCUUAACCCCACCAACGCAAACUCUUGUUCCUGGCGGCCAAAAUGUUUUUGAUGAUCUCUUAGUUGAAAAUAAUGAAAGUUUAUUUUUGCCUCUUUCCCAUGAUGAUGGUAACAUCCCUCAAGUUCCGGAACCAAGUGAAUUAAUUUGUGGUGUUCCCCAGAAUGUUUUGAACAAUUUGGUGGAUAGUAAUAAUACCGAUCAAUCUCAAGCAGUUGAGCUGACUGUAGCACCUGAAAAUCUUAAUACUAGUGUCGAAGAUACUGUUCAAGAUGCCCCUGGUAGCGGAUUAGUUGAUAGCAAUAUCGUUCCUGUUAAUACUGGUAUCGAAGAUGCUGUUCAAGAAGCUCUUGGUAGCUUAUUAGAUUUAGAUAAUGGAGAACCUGGCCAUGAAGUGAUUGAUGAUUUUUUUUCAACUCCAGCCGAUAGAAACCGAAACCCAACCAUCACUAUAGCUGACAUGCCCCGAGGACUUGGUAGAAAUAGGCUUGGCUCUGGUCAACUUCGUCCUGUUACAUCUGAAGAAUUGGAGGAAAUUAGACUUAUCACCAAUCCACCUGAAUCUGAUCUUCCAACAGCUUUUCAACCAGAACCAUUCCGGGAUGGUGGUGACAUUAUAGAUCUUUUGGAUCCUACUGAUGAUAAUCAAGACAGUAAUUCGGAUGCUCCACCCACAUUUGAAGAACUUAGAGCAAUUGAAGCUGAAGAUAUACAAAACAAUGCUGCUGGUCAAGAUAUAUCACAGGGUGCUCGUGAUGCUCCUGGACCUGGAUCUGGAUCCUCUGGUAGUAAUAAUAGCGGUUCUGGAGUUAGUUCAUUACACGGUUCACUAGGCAGUUCACUAGGCAGUACUUUUGAUGGUUCUGGUGGUAGCAAUGUCGGUGGUAUUAACAAUAACAAUGACGACGCAGGAUCUGGUAGUUCCUUUGCUGAAGUAUUCUUUACCCAAAGGGAUCGUGCUGAAUUCGAACAACACUUUGCCAGUCUUUCUACUGCAGUUUAUAAUGAUGUUCAAGAUUUACGCAAAAAGAUGUCCACUAUUACAAGAAUUAUGAGAAGACUGAUGUCUGGUGAAAGUGCUCAGUUUUUAAACACCUUGCAUGCGUCAAGUGUCAAGGGAGAAACAUUAGCCGAGACAACUGAGAUCCUUCAAAAGUUAAGACAAAAUUUUAAAAGCACAGCGGAUCAUUUCCAGUACUAUGAAGGUUAUAUCGAAGACUUCGGAAUGGGGUAUGCUUUUUACCGUGCUGUAGAGUUUGCAACGGAUUUUAUAGAAGAAUUAGAACGUACUUUUGAGAUGCUCGAUGGAGAGAGACGUAUUCACGGGACUGUUAUGCGCAGAGUCAAAAAAGAAGUUGCUGAAAACACUCGUAUGGUCAAAAAUUUGAGAGCAAUAGUACAGCAAUACAUCUACUCCUCUGUUCAUCUCACAGACCCUCAAAGACGCAGAGAGUUUAGAGAAUCUGUUGGUGCUCUUUUAGAAUAUGUUAGUAUACAUGGUGAUCGAUACGAUUUUUUGUCUGAUAUUCAACGUCGUCGCAAUUUAAUAAUCAACUAG
Mucor mucedo is the source of this 4587-nucleotide messenger RNA. RefSeq lists its product as uncharacterized. Lineage: Eukaryota; Fungi; Mucoromycota; Mucoromycetes; Mucorales; Mucoraceae. The record is from RefSeq and is a predicted model, not a curated record. Bases 1 to 4587 code for a protein of 1528 amino acids. The transcript has 4 exons.